This is a messenger RNA of Teleopsis dalmanni, 881 nucleotides long. Its product is annotated as palmitoyltransferase ZDHHC3-like. The transcript is spliced from 2 exons. Gene Ontology annotation, biological process: protein targeting to membrane; peptidyl-L-cysteine S-palmitoylation. Gene Ontology annotation, molecular function: protein-cysteine S-palmitoyltransferase activity. The coding region runs from base 309 to 860 and encodes 183 amino acids. The record is from RefSeq and is a predicted model, not a curated record. Gene Ontology annotation, cellular component: Golgi apparatus; endoplasmic reticulum. NCBI's taxonomy places the organism in Eukaryota, Metazoa, Arthropoda, Insecta, Diptera, Diopsidae.
AUAUCUGACAAAUAAUUAUCAAAGACAUUCGUAAGCUAUCAUGCUAGGUGUGAAGGUGGUAGUGGAGUGUUGCGGGUUUCAUAAAUAAAGAACAUUUUGAGAAAACAUUAAAAUUCAUGUUAUAUGUAAUUCAAAUCAAAUUAAAUUAAAUUUAAAAGUACAAAGAUAUAUAUGUCAGUUAUGGUGAAUGUGAUAUGUUGAAAUUAUUUUCUUUUGUUUGUCAAAAUUUGUACAGAACUGACGCCGCAAAUAUCACCAUUCCUAGAAACUAACUGUUAACUGUUAAUUUUUUUUAAAGUGAAUUAAUCAUGUUUGUGCGCGAUCCGUGCGGCAUUGUAUGCCUUAUUAUUACCUACGGUGCGGUUUUCUAUGCGGACUAUGUUGUAAUGCGAUGGAUUAUUAUGCAGACAAUGCAGGCCAGUAUAUGGGCGCCAUUGCAUGUUGUGCUAUUCAACACAGUCGUUUUCCUGUUGAGUAUGUCACACCUCAAGGCAGUUCUUUCGGACCCUGGCACAGUACCAUUGCCUGCAAAUCGCUUAGACUUCUCGGACCUGCAUACUACUGGUAAAAAUAAUGGUGCAAAUGGACAUAAUGAAUGGACUGUAUGCACACGUUGUGAAACCUAUAGACCACCACGUGCGCAUCAUUGCAGGAUUUGCAAAAGGUGCAUACGACGCAUGGAUCAUCAUUGUCCAUGGAUAAAUAAUUGUGUGGGUGAGCGCAACCAGAAAUUCUUUCUGCAAUUUCUAGUUUAUGUUGGUCUCUUAUCAUUGUACUCGGCGGCGCUCGUUGUCGGGUCCUGGAUAUAUCCUUGUGAGGAAUGUAACGCAAAUGUGAUUGAAUCCCAAACAAGAAUGUAAGUAUGUCGAAUAACUGUUUUA